Molecule: messenger RNA, 2047 nt
Organism: Prunus mume (Japanese apricot)
Lineage: Eukaryota; Viridiplantae; Streptophyta; Magnoliopsida; Rosales; Rosaceae
Product: kinesin-like protein KIN-6
Biological process (GO): microtubule-based movement
Cellular component (GO): nucleus; microtubule; kinesin complex
Molecular function (GO): ATP binding; microtubule motor activity; microtubule binding
Source: RefSeq, a predicted model, not a curated record
AAUCAAUACAAAAACUCUCGAUCUUUCUUCUUCAUCUCUCUCUGAUUCUCUCUUCUGUGUCAUCAAAGUAAACACCCUAGACGGCCCAAAAACGCAAUACCAAACGGCGCGCAGAUGGACCCAGCAACGGAAGAAACAUCGGACAUGGCUAAAUCCGAGAAUCUCGGACUGUUUCUGAGGAUUCGGCCACUUCUGCAGAGUGGCGUCAGGGGAGAUCGGAACCCGAGAUUCCGAAGGAAGUCGGCGUUUGAACCUUGGUUUCAGAAGAUGUGCCUAAGGGUUAAAACUUCCCGGUCGGUGACGCUAUCACCACCACUGGCCUUGGAACGGGGCCGCACCAAGACAGAGGUAUAUGACGGCUUUUCACAAGUCUUCUCCCCUGAUUCCUCUCAGGAGGAGGUGUAUGAGAAGAUGAUGAGGCCACUGGUGGAGGAUUUUUUGAGGGGCAAAAGUGGGAUGCUUGCUGCAUUCGGGCCUAGUGGCUCUGGAAAGACUCAUACGAUUUUUGGUUGCAACAGCCAGUCCGGUAUGGUGCCGCUUGCACUUCAGCAGAUUUUCAAGGAGACUUCUGAUUCUACGAGGUCAUUGUUCAUAUCAAUCUUUGAAAUAAGAUGUGAGGGAGGCAAGGAGGAGAGGGUAUUUGAUUUAUCCCCCAAUGGAGUUGAUUUAACGAUGCAUCGAUCAACACUUAAAGGCCUACAUGAGGUCGUAAUUUCUGAUUGGAGACAUGGAGAGUUUGUAAUUUCUCAGGCACUACUCAGGCGUGCUACUAGUCCAACAAAUGCUAAUAGCCAAUCAAGCCGGUCGCAAUGUGUUAUUAACCUCCGUAUUGUUGAUGACAAGUCUAAUGGAGAGGUUAAUGAUCAAGCAAAUGAUGGUGUUCUUAUUAUUGUUGAUCUUGCUGGGGCUGAAAGAGAAAAAGGAACUGGGAAUCAGGGAGUAAGAUUGCUUGAAAGUAACUUCAUCAACAAAACAUCAAUGGUCUUUUGCUUGUGCUUGAGAUCUUUAUUGGAGCAUCAGAAGAAUCCAAUGAAGCCAUUGGAGAAGCACUUCCAGGACUCUUUGUUGACCAAGUACCUGAGAGAUUACAUGGAAGGCAAGAAAAGGAUGGCGUUGAUCUUAACAGUGAAAGCAGGCGGAGAAGAUUAUCACAAUACGUCUUGCCUGCUAAAACAAGCCACACCGUAUAUGGAGAUCAAGUUUAAUAAUGAACCAUCAAAGAGAAGGCUUUCUCCAAGCUUUGUUUUGAAGGGGUAUAAAGAAAAACUCGAGGUGGCAGAACAUGAAAUCCAGCACCUCAGAGAAAGCAACCUUGAGCUUGAAAAGGAGCUGAAGGAUCACAAGUCACAGAUUGAGGUACAGAGGUUGGAUGAUGAUCAGGUGGCACAAGAAAUCCAGCGCCUCAGAGAAAGCAACCUUGAGCUUGAAACGGAGCUGAAGUAUCUCAAGUCACUGAUUGAGGUAGAGAGGUUGGCGGAUGACCAGGUGGCAGAAGAAACCCAGCGCCUCAAAGAAAGCAACCUUGAGCCUGAAAAGGAGGUGAAGGAUCUCAAGUCACUGAUUGAUGUACAGAUUUCUGGUGAUGAUCAGUGGGAUGACUCAGUAGUUGAAGACCUGCCUAACAAGAAUGCUAUUUCCCCAUCGAAUGAGGACAAUGAUAGACUUGCUAGGAGAAGGAAAGGAAAGAAGUGGUCCUCUUUGGAAGAGGACACUUUGAGGGCUGGUGUUGAGCAAUAUGGAGUGGGCCGUUGGAAGUUGAUCUUGACCAGCAAUCGGGACAUCUUUGGAGAGAGGACACAGGUGGAUUUGAAAGACAAAUGGAGAAACUUGACACGACAGCACACGCACCAUUAGCUUGCUAGUUGGUUAUGAUCUUAGAUGUUUAGGGUUUAGCUUGCUAAUUGGUUGUGAUGUAGACAUUGUAACUCAUUCCAGUGGAUUCGAACAUUGCUGACAACUAAUUUGCAGAGAAUGUUUUUUUAACUCUAAAUCCUGUUCCAUGGUAAUUGAAAUGUAGUCGGCAAAUGAGAGUAAAGUAGAGUGCUGA